This is a messenger RNA of Xiphophorus maculatus (southern platyfish), 2022 nucleotides long. RefSeq names its product TP53-regulating kinase-like. The record is from RefSeq and is a predicted model, not a curated record. The transcript has 2 exons. Gene Ontology annotation, molecular function: protein serine/threonine kinase activity; ATP binding. Gene Ontology annotation, cellular component: EKC/KEOPS complex; cytosol; nucleus. Bases 82 to 774 code for a protein of 230 amino acids. Lineage: Eukaryota; Metazoa; Chordata; Actinopteri; Cyprinodontiformes; Poeciliidae. Gene Ontology annotation, biological process: protein phosphorylation.
GAAGAAGGAGGAGGAGGAGGAGGAGAAGAAGAAGAAGAAGAAGAAGGAGGAACAUUCUCCGAGUGGACCCGUCGGAGCGUCAUGGCGGUCCCUCAGUUUCUCUCUACGGCGGAGUUGGUCAAACAAGGAGCGGAAGCUCGCUUGUAUCGGGCAGCGUUCUUAGGAAAGCCGACAAUAAUCAAAGAAAGGUUUCCUAAACUCUACCGACAUCCAGAGCUGCACGACAAGCUGAACUCUCGCAGAACAGCUCAUGAGGUCCGCUCCAUCCUGCGCUGCAGAAAAGCAGGUAUUCCGGCUCCAGCUGUCUACUUCGUGGACUACAAGUACCACUGCAUCUUCUUGGAGGAAAUCGUUGGCUCCUCGACUCUGCGUGACCACAUCAACUCCGUUCAGCGGCGCGACUCCUGCGCAGACCGAGGUCUGCACGAGCUAGCCGAGAGAGUCGGUCGGAUCUUAGCCAAAAUGCACGACGAGAACGUCAUCCACGGCGACCUGACCACCUCCAACAUGCUGCUGAGGCACCGGCCAGAGGCCACGGAACCGGAGCUCGUCUUCAUCGACUUCGGCCUGAGUUACAUUUCGGCUUUGCCCGAGGACAAGGGCGUGGAUCUGUUUGUCCUGGAGAAGGCUUUUCUCAGUACUCACCCCGACACAGACGUGCUGUUUGAGAAGCUGCUAAAGAGCUACGCUGCCACUUCCAAGAUGUCGGCGUCAGUCAUCAAAAAGCUUGACGAGGUACGGCUGAGAGGGAGGAAGAGGUCCAUGGUGGGGUGAUCAUGAGGUGGACGGACGAACACUUAGUUUGAGGUUCAGACGAGUGGUCAACGAUUGGACAGGGUGAAGUUAUUAAUCUGUAUGAUGCUGUGCUAUAAAUGAAACAAACACACUUGUUAAUAAAAUGUUGCAAGUUAUUAAUGCUUCUUUUUAUCCGUACUGAAUGUUACAUUGCAAAUUGAGGUUCCCUCUGUUUAUUGUUCCAUAGAAAUUGAUAGGAUCUGUGUGUUAAGAAAGGUGUGGAUAAAAGUUCCCACACCUUUUGAUCCAAUUACAGUGUAUAGAUCAGACUCAUCCCCAAAGAGCAUAAAUUUGAUUAACAUGGAAUAGAAGCUGGGUGGUCAACAAGCAGGAGUCUUAAAGUCAAAUUCCUGGUUUGCAGAGAGCUUCAACAGCAUCGAAAACUAUUUGUUCUGUUAUUCUUACAGAAGUGUUCAAAUUUCCCACAGAAACCACGGAAAACCGUAAUGGAAUGAGGUUGAGAAACGACGCAGCAACAGUGAUAUUAUUUUCCAUAAUUUAAUAGAAAACAGGAACUUGUCAGGAAUACAGAUAUCAACACUGAAGGAAUUACUGCAGAUAUGAUAAAUUAUUUGAAUAUUGUUUUGAGUGUCUGAAGUGUCUGUAGUGUUAAGCACUUUAGAUGGUUAUUGACUUAUUUUAAUCAUCCAACAUGAGCUUUUUAUUCUUAUUACUCGGUUACAUAAAAUAACCCUUAACUAACCUCAGUUGAGUCCAUUAUCCGCUAACGGUAGAAGCCAAAAUCUCUGCUAAUGUUGAUGCUAAUAAACAAUUAACUUUGCUGUUAAGGUGUUUAAAGUACACGUGGACUUUAAAGAGGGUUUUAAACCAAAGAAUUGCUAGCUUCUGCAUGUCCAUUUUAAGCCAACAACCAGUGAGGGUGAUGGGUUUUAGGCUGCCAUCUUGGUAGUACAAAAUACUAUUAGAUCUAUCACUCCAAUAGGUUAAUCAAUCCAAAAGGUAAUUGAUUUCUAAUUUAGCAUUGCACGAAAACCCUUCAUUUAUUGAUUUCAGUCUCAUAAAAAAAUUAUUGAAAAUAAAACUGAAAAGUAACUACAUGGUAAUAACCAUGUCAUUACAUGGUAAUAACAUUACCAUGUAAUUUUCCAAUGCAGGAUCUGAAUUACUAAUUUUGGUCAUUCUGUUAGAGAGAUUUCCCAUUCUUGUUGCUUUCUUGGGUUUUUUAUCCUUGUAAAAUAAAGAUUAAAAAUAACAAAUUAAAAUGGA